AUGCAUUUCCCUUUUUGCACCGGGAAGAGACGGGAAAAGGGCCGCCGCGAGGCCAAGGUCACCUCAAAGUCCCCGAUGCCCUGGACCCCCAGUUCCCAUGGUCAAUUGGAGAGUGAGCGGCUCAUCGCCGGCGAUGUCACCGCGUUCUCUGACCUUAGCACCCUCAUCACGCGAGCCGGGGUCACUUCUGCCCGCGUCCCGCACCUCAACUCCAACGGAGUGGUGGCUACGAGCGGCAAGGCCUUGGACCUUCGGAUCCCUCUUCUUCUCUAA
Molecule: messenger RNA, 273 nt
Organism: Diaporthe citri
Lineage: Eukaryota; Fungi; Ascomycota; Sordariomycetes; Diaporthales; Diaporthaceae
Exons: 2
Coding region: 1-273 (90 amino acids)
Source: RefSeq, a predicted model, not a curated record